UCUGCGUAACAUUUUGUUUUCCUAAUUCUAAGCAAAAGGAAACCAUUUGCAGAAAGUUUUCCCAAAAGCCGCUCUAUUAUUUGCACUGCUUUUUUAUUCUAUAUCACAGUAAACCGCACGCGUACAGUGGUUCGCUGGCCGACGAGGCGUCUUUUGUUUCCAUUCGUUUGCUUAUCAGCUGUGCUUGGUUUGACUUGGUUGUGUGUUGCUUGCGUUGUUGUCUACGCUUCGAAAAUCGCGUCGCAGUUCGUCUAUUCGUCAUUCGCCGUCAUCGGGAAUCUAUUUUUUAUUCUCUGUUGUGAGUUGCCGCUUUGAAUGUAGUAUGUGCGUAGUUCUCCAACACAAUUAGCCCGCGGAAGGUUUGAGAAUCGUCCCGCGACAUAGCAUGGUCAGUCUGCUUCGAAACUUUACAUCAAGCUCGGGCGGACGAUUCUUUGAUGAUUCAUCAAGAAUGGACGACAGUAGACAACAAAUGCACGAGCCGAUCCUGGCGGCAGAGGAAAACGACGAGUUUCGACCGCUUCGCACGGUGCAACCGUUCAGCUUUCAUCUCCUGGUGUCAAGUAUCAUCUCUUUAACUGGCAUUGUGCUUGCGGCCACAUGGGACGAUAAUCGACGAUGCGAGGCGUACUUUAUAAUGCUCUACCUCCGUGCAGCAUUUUGGAUCAUUUCCUACCUGGUCGACAACUGGGUAAAGCAUCACCACGAAAAGUUGCGCCUCGCCGGAUAUCACGAUUUCCACCGUGCCACCGAACAACAUCGGACCAUACCGUUGCAGAUCGUGUCGUUGUGGAAUACCUUCCUGCUGGCAAUUCAAACCCUCAUCCAGCACUACUACGGCGAUGCAUUCGGAGAAAAGUGCAUUGUGGUUGGCUUGCUGUCACCAAUCGUGUAUAUAGCAGCAUUCUCAAGCCUUGAAACAAUGGUCCUUUGCGUCGUCAAUGGAUCCUACAUUGCCAAAGUGCGACGAUUUAAUCGCACCGCUUCGCCACCGGAUGCUCUCCAGGACAAUCGUGGAUUUACCGGUGGUUCCCUCGGCUUGACACAGCGCGGUCUCAGCACGGCCGAGCUGCUGGAGAAGCAAGCUGACCUUAUCAAGUAUCUGAAGGAUCACAACUUGAAGCUAAACCAAAAGAUAAUGCAAAUGAACGCUCAAGUCCGGACCAUUACCUACCCCGGAUAAGCGGAAUAUUCCAACGUUGCCUUCAAUCGAUUUACUUAACUAAAUCGCAGGAAAUAAGGAUAAAGGAAUUUAGUAAGCAAAGAGGUAAAAUGGAGUUGAAAUUGAAGAAGUACAAUGUCAAUCGUUGGAUAGACUUCACUCGUGGCCAGGUUCUAGCAUCAUGAUUAAGAUUGAAGAGACAUGCAACUGAAAUAGCGUGGCCCGCGUUUACAUUAGAAUGGAAACCCAUCGGACUGAUUGACUGCAGCUGCUGUUAGUUCAGGGGCAUGCAGAAAACAUUUCAUUGCGAUUGCUACCGAAUUUUCCUAGAGUGCAACCCGUCAUAUGUUCAAGAUAUCGAAGAGUUGAUCACAGAUAUCUUUACCGUUUCGUUUUGGUUUGUUCUCAUUAUUUAUCAUUCCUUUGGAAAUUUUUUUUAGCAAGUUCAAAAUUAAUUGCAUAUUUUCUGUACAAAGAAACGUGGGUGUAAAGUGCUAGAUGACGAGUGAAAAAGGUUAACGUUAUACUAGCAGCAAUCGAUUUUCUAAAUUGUAAAAAUUGGAAAGUUAUCGAACGAUUCCUUUUGGAAACAGUGAUAAUAAAGAGUCAUGUAGAGAAUGGCGCCA
This is a messenger RNA of Anopheles bellator, 1788 nucleotides long. Its product is annotated as transmembrane protein 192-like. Lineage: Eukaryota; Metazoa; Arthropoda; Insecta; Diptera; Culicidae. The coding region runs from base 386 to 1183 and encodes 265 amino acids. Gene Ontology annotation, cellular component: late endosome; lysosomal membrane. The record is from RefSeq and is a predicted model, not a curated record. The transcript is spliced from 5 exons.